AUGAAGAAAGAGCUGAACAGGAAUUACUCAUAAGUGAAUGAGUUCAUUCUGCUGGGAUUCAGAACAGCUCCAGACAUACAGAUUCUCUUAUUCUUACUCUUCUUGCUCAUUUACAUGGUCAUUGUGGUGGGAAAUAUUAGCAUGAUAAUUGUCAUUAAAAUAGACUCCAAACUUCAUACACCUAUGUAUUUCUUUCCCAGAAACUUGUCCUAUUUAGAUCACAGUUACUCCACAGUCAUUGCUCCCAAAACUCUGGCUACUUUCUUGUCAAAGGACAAGAAAAUUUCCUACAAUGGCUGUGCAACACAGUUCUUUUUCUUCGCUCUCUGUGUUGGGACCGAAGGCUUUCUUCUGGCCGUUAUGGCAUAUGAUCGCUUCUCCGCCAUUUGCUCGCCCUUCCUCUAUCCUGUACAUAUGUCUCAACAGGCUUGUGCUCGUUUGGUGAUUGGUUCCUAUAUAUGUGGAGGCGUUAACUCCAUGAUACAAACAGGUUUCACCUUCAGUUUGCGUUUCUGUGGAGAAAACAGACUGGACCACUUUUUCUGUGACGUUCCAGCCCUGAUCAAGAGCUCUUGUGAUGACACUUUUGUGAACGAGAUUGUGCUGUUCAUUCUCUCUGCCCUCAUCAUCAUCACCACCACAACUGUCAUUCUGGUUUCCUAUGCUUAUAUUCUAUCCACUGUCUUGAAGAUCCCCUCCACCCAUGGCAGGAGUAAGACUUUCUCCACUUGCAGCUCUCACAUCACUGUGGUGAGUUUAUUCUAUGGUACUGUGUUCUUCAUGUCCUCACCAGAAAAAAGCAAGAUUAUAGCUGUGUUCUAUACUCUUAUCAUCCCUAUGUUAAAUCCACUGAUUUAUAGUCUAAGGAACAGAGAGGUGAAAAAUGCUGUGAAAAGAGUAUUGUUAAAAAAAUUAUCUUUUCACUGA
Enhydra lutris kenyoni (northern sea otter) is the source of this 927-nucleotide messenger RNA. Its product is annotated as olfactory receptor 12-like. Gene Ontology annotation, biological process: sensory perception of smell; G protein-coupled receptor signaling pathway. The record is from RefSeq and is a predicted model, not a curated record. Gene Ontology annotation, cellular component: membrane. Gene Ontology annotation, molecular function: G protein-coupled receptor activity; odorant binding; olfactory receptor activity. NCBI's taxonomy places the organism in Eukaryota, Metazoa, Chordata, Mammalia, Carnivora, Mustelidae. The transcript has a single exon.